UUGAUUUAUCGGUCAUUGAUUGACCCCGCUGAUUGCAAAUUUCUUGGAUUUUCUUGCUUCCAUUUUGUUUCAUUGUGAUGUUACUGAAAAGUUAGUUGAGCAAUCGGUUUUAAUUAUUUGUAAUAAAAACUUUAAAUAAAACAGACGGAUUUGUGGAGUUUAUUUUUUGUUUAUACAACCAUAUAUUGAAGUGUUCGGAUUACAAGUGGCAGGCAACGGGUAGGACUGCUACCUACCACAACCUUUGUUUACCAAAUCUACGGUGCAAGAAGUCGUAUAACGUCUGAUCGGAAUCCAUCGCAAUGGAUCCUAAUUACGCUACAUCUUAGCAAAUUCUAUGCUUGGUGGAGAUAUCGCACAAUUCCACAGAGCGCUUCUUAACAUCUCCAGCUACUCUACUUCGUGCGCCUUAACUCCAGCAUAGAGCAAAGAUUUCAACUAACUUCUCCCCUACGUAUCCUAAUUCACGCUUUCUCUCUCUUAUUUAAACUCAAUUGAAAUAACUGGACAACCAUGCGUCCAACUGACAACCAAAGUUAUUGUAUAUAACGUCCUACCUCGGCUAAACGGUCCUAACGGAGUGCUGUAAUUUCAACCUACACUAGAAAUAUCUAUUAACUCGUACUCCACAUUCUGUAAGUCUUUUACACCAUUGUCAUCAUUUGGAAAUAUAUAUUAUAAAGCUGGGAAGUGUUAUUGCUUGCGGCGAUAAAAUUCAACAUAACAACAACAUAACAGGAGUUUGAAACAAUUCGUUUAAAUUACAACGUUUAUUAUAUUUUCCUAGCCAGCUAUUCUAUUUUUGGCAUAACUUAUUUUUAAUUUUCUGCGCGUAUUUGUUGGAACUAAAUUUCCAACUUGUUCGGAAGCAUUUGUGGAAGCAGAAGUCUACAAAAUGCAACGCUGGUUUUUCGCCGACGAGGCGGAGGAUUGCAAUGCCAUGGCGGCGCCCUCCUCAUCGACAACAUCCAUGGAAGUGUUUGCGCCUGCAACACCGAUUCACGUCAACUGGAAAUUUUAUGUGAUGAUGAAUCGUGACAUGGGGCGCAACGAGCGUCUGGCAAUUGUGGGCAACACUGAUCAGCUGGGCAAUUGGCAGUUUAGCGAGUGUAAAAUCAUGAUCAAGGAAGAUGACACCAACGCUUGGUAUACCUAUGUGAGCAUUCCACGCGACACAACCACUGAAUAUCGUUACUUAGUGGUGGCAGUCGAUCCAACAGCAGAGAAAACGAUUGUGCGUCAUUGGGAGACACAUCGACAGCCACGCCAUAUCGUGCCUGGAGUGUGCCGCAAGACCAGGGAGUGUGAUGAGGUCUAUGGUUACGUGGGCGGCGCUGAAAAAGUGGAUCGGGGCUGGGUUACAUCGGAGACAAUUGUGCAGCUGAAAUUUUUCAAUGCUCCUUUCACUUGGAAGCAACGCAUGAAGAGACGUUUAAUAUACGUCAAGGUGACGCCAAUGAAUUUAACAAUGCCCAGUGGUAGUGGUGCACUUUCGCCGCUGGAAGAUUCACUCUCAAAUGACACGCACGAUACGCACGACACGCGUGAGAACGGCACUGACCUUAGCACUGCAUUUGCUUUCAAUGAAGUGGCCAUAUUGAAUGCAGAAGAAUCGCAAAUCAAAUUUCAACCGCAAUUCGGUUCCGCCUGUGGGCCCGAUGACGUGGUGAUUUUUCACUUGACAAUUGGUGACUUCGAUAGCACUGCCUAUCUGAUCGAUUUGUACUCGUACAGCUCGAAAGCAGCGUUGGAUGAACCGCCAUACCAUUUGGGUUAUCAUUACGUUUUACCUAAUUUGCUGAAACGUUCGGAUGGUAAUCUGGAGAUUCCCAUCACUUGUGCUACACGCCAUCGCCCCAUGGGCAUGAUGCAGAUUGGCUAUUUGCUUAUAAAGCCAAGUAAAUGCAUCAAGCUGGAUAUGGCGGUUACGUAUACGCGUUAUUGGAACCCCAAAUGGACUGGUUUGGAUGUGGGGCAUCGCGGUUCGGGCACAAGCUUCAAAACAAAAGAUUCUGUGAUACGUGAAAACACAAUAACUUCGUUGAAGAAUGCUGUGGAACAUGGCGCAGAUAUGGUGGAGUUCGAUGUACAGUUGAGCAAGGACCUGGUGCCGGUGGUAUACCAUGACUUCAUGAUCUACGUUUCGCUUAAAGCCAAAGGUAGUUGCAAGCCAAAUGAUUUUCUGGAGUUGCCAAUGCGCGAGCUAACUCUGGAUCAGCUGAAUAAUUUGAAGGUUUAUCAUACCGCUGAGGGCCGUACGCGCGAGGAGCGUUGUUUUGAUAACGACGACCUAUUGGAACACCAACCGUUUCCAUGUCUAGCCGAUGUUUUGGACGUCAUCGAUUCACAUGUGGGCUUUAACAUAGAGGUAAAGUGGUCUCAGCGUCUCAAAGAUGGUUCGAUGGAGGAGGAAUUCGAACAUACAAUCGAUCGUAAUCUUUAUGUGGAUUGCAUUUUGAAUGUGGUAUUCCGUAAGGCUGGUCAGCGACGUAUUGUCUUCUCAUGUUUUGAUCCGGACAUUUGCACAAUGUUGCGUUUCAAGCAGAAUCGAUAUCCGGUUAUGUUCUUGACAAUCGGCGAAAGCACCAAAUACCAAAAAUAUUUCGAUCCGCGCGGUAAUACCAUCGAAAUGGCUGUUUACAAUUCACUUUCCAUGGAAUUGUUGGGCAUAGUGGCACACACCGAGGACUUGUUGCGCGAUCCUACCCAGAUUAAUUUGGCUAAAAGCCACGGCUUAGUUGUAUUUUGUUGGGGUGAUGACAAUAACUGUAAGGACACAAUCAAGUUCCUUAAGGACUUGGGCUCGCAUGCUAUCAUUUAUGACAAAAUGGAUGUGUUGACUAGCAAGGAAGUCAAGCAAAGCGUAUUUUUACUGCAAGCCAGGGAGAGCCAAAAUGAAAUUCUCAAACUGCAAGCGCUGGAGCGGGGCAAAUUCUGGCAUGACAAUAUACCGGUGAAACAGUAAAAGCAGCAUUCAUUUAAGGACCAUGCGACAUUCGAUAUUGAAAUUAAAUUUAAGUUACGUCUGAAUUGAUUGCUAAUCCAUUUCAUUCAUAAAGAGAAAAAAUGCAACCACACAUAUGACACCUCAGUUAUCUAACAAACUCUUUUUUCUAUACAAAUAUUACCUAAGUAAUGCAUAAUUGUAAUAGUCUUUUCCUGAAAACUACAAUAUACUAGCGAAUGUAUGUUUAAAUUAGUAAA
Anastrepha ludens (Mexican fruit fly) is the source of this 3204-nucleotide messenger RNA. RefSeq names its product glycerophosphocholine phosphodiesterase GPCPD1. Lineage: Eukaryota; Metazoa; Arthropoda; Insecta; Diptera; Tephritidae. Gene Ontology annotation, biological process: glycerophospholipid catabolic process. The transcript is spliced from 6 exons. Bases 896 to 2965 code for a protein of 689 amino acids. The record is from RefSeq and is a predicted model, not a curated record. Gene Ontology annotation, molecular function: glycerophosphocholine phosphodiesterase activity; starch binding.